Messenger RNA from Vigna unguiculata (cowpea), 762 nucleotides. Its product is annotated as protein C2-DOMAIN ABA-RELATED 9-like. NCBI's taxonomy places the organism in Eukaryota, Viridiplantae, Streptophyta, Magnoliopsida, Fabales, Fabaceae. The record is from RefSeq and is a predicted model, not a curated record.
UUUGUUUGGAGCAAAAUAAAAAAUCCAAAUCUUGUAGGUGUUGAAUUUUGUGUGUAGACAUCGAAGUCUUUGGUUUUGAGGGAAGAAGAAGAAGGUGUGUUUCAAUGGACAAUAAUGUGUUAGGUAUUCUCAAACUUCGAAUCAUAAAAGGCAUUAAUCUUGCAAUUCGUGAUACACGUGCCAGUGAUCCUUAUGUCGUCGUCAGAAUGGGUGAUCAGAAGCUGAAGACUCGUGUUAUAAAAAACAACUGCAAUCCUACGUGGAAUGAAGAACUGACCCUUUUCGUAAAGGAUGUUAAUAUUCCAUUACAUCUGACAGUUUAUGAUAAAGACACUUUCACUGUGGAUGACAAAAUGGGUGAGGCAGAGGUAGACUUUAUACCCUUUCUUAGGUGUAAGAAGAUGGAAUUGAAAAACCUUCCAAAUGGUUGUGCAGUGAAAAGGAUCCAACCAAAUAGAAGUAAUUACCUUGCUGAAGAGAGCAGUUGUGUUUGGAAUGAUGGUGAUAUUGUCCAACAAAUGAUUUUGAGAUUGAAAAAUGUUGAGAAGGGGGAAGUGGUUGUGCAAAUUCAGUGGGUUGAUGUUGUUGGUUUUAGGGGAUUAUCGCAUAUAAAACUUUGAACAUGUUUUUGUAUGUGAAACAUUGAACCCUAAGAUAGCAACUUCAAAGAUGAAUGGAGUAUUAAUUUAAUUUAUUGUGAUGUAACCUUUGUCAUUCUAUUGUUGAAUUUUUAAUCCUAUUGAGGUCAUAAACUUGUAGCAA